Messenger RNA from Myxozyma melibiosi, 1954 nucleotides. RefSeq names its product general substrate transporter. Bases 303 to 1904 code for a protein of 533 amino acids. Gene Ontology annotation, molecular function: carbohydrate:proton symporter activity. The record is from RefSeq and is a predicted model, not a curated record. Gene Ontology annotation, cellular component: membrane. Gene Ontology annotation, biological process: carbohydrate transport; transmembrane transport. Lineage: Eukaryota; Fungi; Ascomycota; Lipomycetes; Lipomycetales; Lipomycetaceae. The transcript has a single exon.
AACAGUUCAAAGUUUUGGGUUUCCCCGCAAAGAAAGGCAAUCGCCGGUUUGCUGGUGUUCUGCCCCGCCAUUGUCUUCUCGUGUCUGUCUCAGGCCGGUGGACCGUUGUGCUGCGGGGAAGAAUCAGACAAUAGAACGCGGCCGUCUGACUGCUGAUUAGGGACCACUACAGAUCAUGAUCGCCAAUACGCAGCUUCUUUUAUUUAUCUGCUCGCCAGAUAUAUAAAGAUAGACAUGCCGGUCUCAUCUCCCCUCCUGCCUUUGUGCUGCCACCUUUGCUUGAGCUGAGUGCCUCUGCUACAAUGGUCUUCAAAUUUCAGAAGCCGUCUAAGACCCGUGUCUACAACUGGUAUGUGUCGCUGGUUGCGGCGUGUGCUAUGGUUCUCUAUGGCUACGACGCCUCCGUCUUCAACGCCGUGCAAGGCUCUACCAACUGGAACAACUACUACGGGAACCCCAACAGCAGUGUCAUUGGCUCUGUUACCACUGCCUACACCGUUGGAGGUAUCGUCUCUGGCUUUUUCUUCAGUGCGCCGAUCUCAGACUACUUCGGUCGCCGCAUGUCUAUCGCAGUCGGCGCCGUUAUCGUUAUUGCUAGCACAUUCGUGCAAGCCUUCAGUCCCAGUGGCUCCAUCGGAGGGUUUAUCGCCGGCCGGUUCUUUGUCGGUGUCGGUCAGGGUAUCGCGCUUCCCGCUGGACCAGUCUACAUCGGCGAGAUGGCACCGGCUGAUAUUCGUGGAAUGAUCAUGUCAUUCUGGCAACUCUUCUACAGUGUCGGUUCGUUCAUUGCCUUCUGGAUCAAUUACUCGUGCACCAAGCGCGUGGCCUCGUUGGGUAAUUGGGAUUGGCGUAUGGUUGUCAUCUUUCAGAUCCUGGUACCGCUGAUGAUCUGCGCUGCUAUUCCGUUCUGUCCCGAGACCCCUCGUUGGUACGUCCAGAAGGGCCGUUACGAGGACGCCCGUCGGUCUCUCAGACGGGUGCGGGAGACGGAGGAAGAAGUUGACAACGAGAUGGCCGAGAUUACAAUGGCCAUUGAGUAUGAGCACGAGGCUCUCCGAGGCAGCUACUGGCCCUUGUGGAAGGACCGUUCGCUGCGCAAACGUCUGUUGCUUGCGUUCGUUAUCAAUUGCGGACAGCAGAUGACCGGACAAGGAUCUCUCAACAACUACUCGACGAUUAUCUACAAAAAAGUGUUUACAGACAACUCCACCAUCCAGCUCAUCAAUGCUCUUAAUGGUACUUUUGGAAUUCUGUUUACAUUGAACGCGACCUGGACCGUUGAUCGAUUUGGCCGCAAGCCUGUCCUCUUUGUCGGUGCUAUCGGAAUGGCGAUCUCAAUGAUCAUUGUUGCGACUGUCGAGACCCAGACUCCCGAUCUUCCGGGAGACACAAAGAGUCAGCCGGUUGGAAUUGCGACGGUCUUUUUGUUAUUCCUGUUCACUUUGUUUUACAAACCCAGUUGGGGUGCUGUUACGUGGAUUUGGACCUCCGAGGUCUUCAGUAUGAACGUCCGUGCCCAGGCUGUCGGUAUGGCUUCGCAGAUGCAGAACGUUGCCAACGCAAUCUUGCAGCAGAUUUUCCCGCUUAUUCUUGAGAAAAUCAAGUUCUACACGUUCUACAUGUUUGCCGGAAUCAACAUUAUUCUCGCAGUGUUUGUGUACUUCUGGCUACCAGAGACCAGGGGCGUGAGGCUCGAGGAGAUGGACACCUUGUUCGGAGGCGAGAGUCAUGCUCAGCGGGGAGCGGAUCUGAUUCUGCGAGAGAAAGGAGAUCUGGCAGAGCAGAUUGAGCACGCGCCUGACGGUGACCGGGAGUUGACGGCCGAGGAACAGCUGGCUGCUGAGAAGAUUGCGAUGCAGGUCGUUUUGGAGAGUCGACGUGCAAAGGAAGGCGAUUCUGUUUAGUGCUGGUUGUAUUGUUAUGUCUUCAUUUAAUACUAAGUUAGCUCAAGUAG